UUUAUAACACCCCAGCUGUCCUCGGGAGCCCAAAUAAGGCUGUGACCACCCGGAGCCCCCCAGGACACACAAUGGGUCCUGAGCACAGACUUUUUGGGAAGGUGGAGAGGCGGGUCAGCCCAAGAAAGGCAAAGGCACUGUGCUGGGCAGAGCUGAUAAACGGUGAGUGGGGCACAGGCGACACAGCUGCCCUAGCCACCCAUUGUCUGUCUGCACCCCGCUGCCCGUGUGCCACCGAGGAUGGAGGCCAUCAAGAAGAAGAUGCAGAUGCUGAAGCUGGACAAGGAGAACGCCCUGGACAGGGCAGAGCAGGCGGAGGCUGAGCAGAAGCAGGCGGAGGAGCGGAGCAAGCAGCUGGAGGAUGAGCUAGCUGCCAUGCAGAAGAAGCUAAAGGGGACAGAGGAUGAACUGGACAAAUACUCUGAGGCCCUGAAAGACGCCCAGGAGAAGCUGGAGCUGGCAGAGAAGAAGGCGGCGGACGUAUGUAUGGGGUGCAGGGUGGAAGAUGAGUGCUGCCUCGCCCCCCUUCCUGGUGGGUCUGCAGCCCUUCCCUGUGCCUUGGGGACACAGGAAAAGUCCCUGUCCCUCGGUGUGCUCCCGGUAACACUGUGUAGGUGUCUGUGAAGGACAAAUCCAGAGGGCAGAGCCGGGCUGCGAGCAGCUCAAGUGCGGGAUAUGGGGGUCCACGUGUCCCCAGGAAAGUCUGAGUCACGGCUGGGGGUGGUGGAGCCGAGCUCCGAGAAGGAGGAGGAGGAGGAGGAGGAGGGGAGAGCCCUCAUCCCCCCGCGGGCGGGGGCUCAUGGGCAGCGUGAGCAUUGCACAGCCCGGCUAUUGUUGUCCGCCGUUUCCAGGAAAACAAUGGGGCGAGCGGUGCAGGGUUUCAGCCAGCUCUCCUGCCAUCCAGAGGCCCCGCUCGUCACCUGUCAGGACCUGGCAGUCCUUGAGAGGCCGGCAUGUCUCAGGGGCCAGUGUCAGAGCCACGCAGCCCAGCUCUGAUGGAGAGCAGGAGCCGUUCUCUCCCUGCUCGUGGGGCAGUGCCUGAGCCCCAGCACAGCACCUGGGCUGCUCUCCCUGCGAGCUCCAGAGCCCUGGCACAUCUCCAACCCUGCAGCUUUGCCUGCACAUCCCUGCGGCCCGUCCUGCACUGGAACUGGCUUGUGUCGAGUGCAGUAUUGCAGAGCUCUUGGCAGCCCUUUCCCACC
Messenger RNA from Passer domesticus (house sparrow), 1202 nucleotides. RefSeq names its product tropomyosin alpha-3 chain-like. The record is from RefSeq and is a predicted model, not a curated record. The transcript is spliced from 2 exons. Lineage: Eukaryota; Metazoa; Chordata; Aves; Passeriformes; Passeridae. The coding region runs from base 241 to 624 and encodes 127 amino acids.